Molecule: messenger RNA, 1118 nt
Organism: Brassicogethes aeneus
Lineage: Eukaryota; Metazoa; Arthropoda; Insecta; Coleoptera; Nitidulidae
Source: the annotation of a GenBank genome assembly
CUCACGUAUUGACGUCAGUUUUUAAUUCUUCGAAAAUCCGUGUUAGUGCGUGAGUCAUAGGUGCUUUUUCGUUGUGUAUAACGUUUUCUUGGAAGAAAACUUGGGUUGGUCUAUUCGAAAUAUCGCGGAGAAAUUAAAUAAUCCACUUGGAAUCAUUUUUAUUCAGCGAUUUUAUGGAAAUAGCUGAUUUUCCAUAUUACUUCUUACUGACACUCGUAAUAAUCCCUGUGAAGUUAUUCUUUGAUCUCUGGUCCUGGUUAGGCUUUGAGCUCUACAAAAACAACUAAAAUGUCGGGGCAAUAUCCAGAAAACAACCGCGAUAUAAACAACGUGAAACGUAACCUCAAACUCAACCUAAAUCGAAAAAACCUCAGCCUACCACUCAACAACUCAAUCCUUUCAUCACCAGACUUAAAAAUGCUUCAAGUUGGAACUCCAGAGCUGGAAAACAUGAUUUUAAACACAAACAUGACCCAAACACCAACACCAUCAUCUCUAAUAUUCCCCAAAAAUGUUACACAGGAACAGGAAGUUUUUGUUGGUGGAUUCGUGGAGGCCUUGAACAACUUACACAAUAAUAACUCACAACAAGGUUCAGACAGCAACACAAGCAGCAUAUUUGACCAGACUUUUAUGCCCCAGAUCAAAGAGGAGCCCCAAACGGUCCCAAAUAUAAACAAUAGCCCCCCAAUGUCGCCUGUAGAUAUGGAAUAUCAAGAAAGAAUGAAAUUGGAACGUAAAAGGCAGAGAAAUCGUCUGGCAGCAUCAAAAUGUCGUACGCGUAAAUUGGAGCGUAUUUCGAAGCUCGAAGACAAAGUUAAGCUGCUCAAAACUGAGAAUGCAGAUUUAAGUACUGUGAUGAGUCAGCUAAAGGAGACAGUGGGUUUGUUAAAAUUAGAGGUUAUGGAACAUAAUAAAGCUGGCUGUCAAAUGGCUUUGUUUCCACACUAAAUUUAUGCUAGUUAUUAAGAUAUUUAUAUUUUUAUAAUGUUAUUCGUAAAAGUAAUUUUAUUUUUAAUAUAUUUAGGAGUUUUUUCAUAUACAUGUAUUAUACACUAUAUAUAGAGGUUUGUAUCGAAUCUAUAGAAUUUACCUAUUAAAUAUUGUUCAAAUACCAA